Uloborus diversus is the source of this 1372-nucleotide messenger RNA. Its product is annotated as adult-specific rigid cuticular protein 11.9-like. The transcript has 2 exons. Gene Ontology annotation, molecular function: structural constituent of chitin-based larval cuticle. The coding region runs from base 20 to 502 and encodes 160 amino acids. The record is from RefSeq and is a predicted model, not a curated record. Gene Ontology annotation, cellular component: chitin-based extracellular matrix. Lineage: Eukaryota; Metazoa; Arthropoda; Arachnida; Araneae; Uloboridae.
GGCGAAGAUUGCUUGAAGGAUGGUGUGGUCGACAAUGGAUGCAAAUCGUCUCAUUAGCAUGGUGUGGAUUCUGGUUUGUAUGCUGUUCUUGAGCCAGUUGUCCCGAAGUGCUACUAUUACUCGCCGCAGCACCACAGCUGGCAUCUACGGUCGUGUGGUCCCGAUACCAGCCGGUACGAAGGCUCACUACAACAUCCAGAACUUUGCCGGACCGGGGACUUAUAAGUUCGGUUACGAUACUGGUUCCGGCCCCAACCAGUCUUUCCGGCAGGAAGAAAGAGGCCCCGACGGGAUGGUAAAGGGGCGCUACGGGUAUGUGGAACCCUCCGGUGCUCUGAGAGUCGUGGAAUACACAGCCGAUUCGGCCGGAUUCCACAUCGUCAAGACCAGAACAAUGGUGCCGGACAUGAAGCCAAAGCCAGCCGUUAAAGUAAGGACUCCGUUCGUCGGUCCUCUUCCGCCGUUCAUACCGACAAGUUAUGUCGUGAACUUAGCUGGAUGAUGGAAAUACAGAAACUUAAUAUGCAGAAUUUUUCUGCAAUUUACUUCAUCAAGGUAGCUGGAAAACCAGCCGUCAAAGUUAGGAUUCCGUUUGUCGGUCCUCUUCCGCCAUUCAUACCGAUAAGUUAUGUCGUCAACUCAGCUGGAUGACGGAAAUAGAGAAGCGGUUAUGGUGACGUUUCCUAACUUCACCAAUUUUGUGGGGUGAUUUUCCUUUGAGGCAUAAGAGCAUGCUAUAUUGACUUUUCAUAAUGUGAUUUCAUACACUCCAGUUGCGUUAUGAUUUGAUGAAGGCUUAUGUGUUAUGUUAUACAAAGUAAAAACUUAUUUGCUUGAAUGAUGUGCUAGUCGAGUGUUAGAACCUACUGAGCUGACAUUUCAUACGCAUUUGUACCAUCAAUCUAUCGGCUAUACGAUGAGCUGUUGAUUGAUACAUCAAAAGUUAUCGCAGUGAUUUUUCAGUUUCCUCAUUCAAUGAAGUGUUAGCUAAGCUGAAAAAUUUUUCUGUGGGAAUUUUUUCCUCACAUCUACAUUGACAUUAAUUUACGAAAGCAAUAACUUGUUUGUCGCACUUCACAAUGUAAAAUUGGAAUCAUUGUUGAGUUGAAAUGAAACACAGAGGUUAGUGCCUGUGAACCCGUGAUAAAGAAAACUAAGACUACUGCCGGCGACUAGAAAUGACUGUUAAUUGUUAAACUAUCAAUAAAAUCAAAACAUCCUUGCCAACUGUAAAUGGUAGCAACUUCUUAAUCUAAAUUUCAGCAUUUUUUUUAUUUAUUAUUUUUUUUUGAUUAAUAUACUGCCAGGCGGGGGGAGUUGCUAAAAAUAACAGAUGUGCUAAUUUUAUGUACAUAAUGUGUAGCAUAAAAAU